AACCUCAGAGAGGGAGAGGAGAGAAGAGAGGGGGCAGAGGACCGGGGAGUUAGUGCAAGAGAGAGAAAAAGAAGCGCUGAAAGAAGCCUGACAUAGUUUUGUAAGAAAAUGUGGAAGAGGAUGUAAGGGAGCUUGGGAGCACUCUCCCCGGGAUGGAAGACGGGAUUACUGUCCCUGCUGAAACACACUGUGGAUGUCUGAGGGGCGCAGCGGGAGAUAACGCGGGGAUGACUGGAUUCUUAAAGCCUUUUUCUCGAAAUGGGAACUAACUGUGCUCAGUUUCGCUGUAGUGCAAAGAUCUCCGUGGGUGUGUGUGGGAUGUUGUGUCAGGGCUGAAACCCAUCCCUCUCCCAUGAGCCUGUGUGCCCACACGCACACACACAGCGCCUCGACGCACGCACCCGGUGCCCACGCACCCGCAGCCGGCACUGACGCUGUGAACUGGACCCUUGGAGCCCGGCAGAGCCCAGCCGAGCCAAGCGGAGCGGAGUCUAGCCCACUUGGAGCCUGAGGAUGUCAACAGAGACAGAGCUACAGCCAGCGGUCAGGCCCAGCAGCGUCAGACGGGACUCCAAGAGGAAAGGGCAGGAUCGCAGCGCGCCAUCUCUCAUCAGGCGUUUUAAGGGCGAUGGCAUCCGCUACAAGGCCAAACUCAUCGGCCUGGACGAGGUCACCGCCGCCCGCGGAGACAAGCUCUGCCAGGACUCGAUGAUGAAGCUCAAGGGUAUAGCUGCUGCAGCACGGUCUAAAGGGGAGCACAAACAGAAGGUGUUCCUGACGGUUUCCUUCGGAGGGAUCAAGAUCUAUGAUGAGAAGACAGGGAUCCUCCAACACCACCAUGCUGUCCAUGAAAUCUCCUACAUUGCCAAGGACAUCACGGACCACAGAGCCUUCGGUUAUGUCUGUGGGAAGGAGGGAAAUCAUCGCUUUGUGGCCAUCAAAACUGCCCAGUCGGCUGAGCCUGUGAUUCUGGACCUGCGGGACUUGUUCCAGCUCAUCUAUGAGAUAAAGCAGGGAGAGGAGAAGGAGAAGAAGGCCCAGAAAGACAAGCAGUGUGAGCAGGCGGUCUACCAGACGAUACUGGAGGAGGACCUGGAAGACCCAGUCUACCAGUACAUUGUGUUUGAGGCCGGACACGAACCCAUCCGUGACCAAUCAGAAGAAAGCAUUUAUCAGGUUCCCACCAGUCAGCAGAAGGAAGGGGUCUAUGACGUCCCAAAGCGACACCCAAACGGACAUCAAAACACCCCCCAUCAACCUCAUCAUCAUCAGCAUCCUCAUAAGCAUGAGCAACCUCCCCUACAGCAACAGCAGGCAAAGCAGCAGGAAGCUGCAGAUCUGAUAGACUUCAGCCUGUAUAAGAUGACUCAGAACAUCAGCCAGUUAGAGAUUUUCGGAGACAUGUCCACGCCGCCUGACAUAACCUCCCCGUCUACCCCUGCAUCUCCCGCCAACACCCUCGACCCCUUGCAGGGCCUGCAGCCCCCCACGGAACUGUUCACUCCCUUCAAUCCUGCGUCCGUGCCCUCAGGUUACGUGACGAUGGGAGCCGUGCCUCCGGGCCACUGGUCCCAGCAGGCGUUCGCUGCCCAGACGCCGCUAGCCUUCGGGGUCCAGUCUCCUCUCGGCGCCGUAGCCCAGGUGCUGCCGGGCGGGCAGCCUCUGAUCUGGGGCCAGGCGAACAUCUUCCCCGCAACCCAGCAGCAGUGGGCCGCCAUGGCAGCUGGAGCCUUCUCCCCGACAGCCUACCUCCCAGCCCAGCCUGUGGGCACUCUGCCCGCUGCCAUGUUCCAGACCCUCACCCCUGUCACGGCCAUGACUCCGGCCGGCGAGUGCCAGUCAGGCGCGGGGGCCGGCGCUUCGGCCCCGUCCCCGUCGGCUUCGUCGAGUCCGCAGCACGGAGACGGGGCUAAGAAGAUCGGCAAGGAGAUGUUCAAGGAUUUCCAGCUAGCGAAGCCGCCCGCCAUGCCGUCCAAGAAGGGCGAUCAGCCCAGUUUAGCAGGAACCUCAGAGGCAUUCAGCUCUUACUUCAGCCGUGUGGGCACCGCCCAGGACACGGACGACUGUGACGACUUUGACAUCUCCCAAAUGAACCUGACGCCGGUUACUUCCACGACGCCGUCCACCAACUCUCCUCCCACUCCGGCCCCAAGGCAGAGCUCCCCAUCCAAGUCCUCAGCCUCUCAUGUCAGCGACCCCCCCACAGAUGCCACUGACCCCCCAACGGAUGACUCAUUCGGUGAGGCGGAGGGCAGCCCCAGUCGCAGCGGGGAGGAGGAUGCGGCGUGUGCGUCUGGGUCACCCUGCCCCAGUGAGACAGCAGAGCCCAGCCCAGAACAGGCCAGUCCCGAGGCUGGGAGCUAGAUAGCAGCAGGGCAGGAAGGGGAAGGACCCUCUCUACGCCCAGAUAAACAAGGGGAAGAAAUAAAGCGAUACCCAGGAAGACAGACCUGACCAGCACUGAGCGAACAGGAGGAGAACCCUUUACCUCUGAGCGUGUGUGUGUGCGUGUGUGUUGGUGUGUGUGUGUGUGUGUGUGCAUGUCUGGCACAUCCCCGCCUGGCCAAGCCCUUCAUCUUCUCUUCCUGCUAACAACCUCCCUGGAGGAGCUUCAACACUCCCACAGUCCUCCUCCUCCUCUCUGCAGUCUCUCCUCCUCCUAAGAGGAGAGAGCCCCCUCAUUCUCCACAGGCAGGAGGGACAUCCAUCACCAAGACAGGUCCAGCUCUCGUCUCCGCUCCUCUCGCCUCUCCCUUCAGCGACUCACACCCAGCCUUACGGACACGAGCCACUCCUCUCCCUCCUUUCCUCCCUCCCUCCCUCCCUCCCUCCUUGCGUCGCUCUCACACCCUUUCCUCUGCCUAUCGCGUCUGGCCAGAGACUCUGCUGCCUAGAGGAGACUGAGUCAAGCAGUGCCUCCCUGUUUGUGACACAUAUACACACACACACACACACACACACACACACACACACACACACACGGACAGAACCUGCAUCCGUAUAGCAAGGCGAUCACCUCGGAAGGUGCCUAGACGAUUAGCGGUCCUUUCGGGGAUGGCCUGCUACCGGGGAUCACUGCUUCUGAUUGGUUGGAUGAUUGAUUUGGGUGUUUUCUACCCCUUGCUUGUGAGUGUCUGCUGGAUCACUAUGCAGAAUCAGACUCUCUGGGAGCUACUCACACCCCAACUCCACGCAUCCUUUGCACACAACAGUGAGCCUACACUCAAACACACACACACACACACACACACAUGCACACACACACACAGCCAUGCCACACCUUGUGUAACAUCCAUACACGCAGUAAUUUGCCAAACGUCUCUGCUGGCAGACAGAGGCGCAGAGGCCAGACAACCAGACCACUGGUGGAGGAACGGACCCUGGGAGGGAAGAGUUGCAAGUUUAAACAGAUUCUGUGAUUGAACUCUUCAUUCUCUAUAGCUUUUGUACAAUAAUGAUUUAAAAAGAAAAAAGAGAGAUCAAGCAGAAAAAUUUAAUUUUUAUUUUCUAAGUCAAUCAAGCCGACGGGGUCAGCUCUAUGGGAAAUAUAGAGUCAACAUGGCUUUAAGGCAUCCGAUCGUUGAUUUGCCAAACUCAUUUUGUAAAUAAUGAGAACAACACCCAUCUUGUCCACUGGACGUCUGUGCCAUAAAAUAGGAAGGCUUCAGUUAUGCAAACACUUAAAUGUUAACCCAAGCAAUACCGACACACAGUGCCUUGCAGGGGUAUUCAUGAACCUCACAUUUUUUAACAUUUUGUCACGUUCUAGCCACAAACUUUGAUGUAUUUUGUUGGGAUUUGAUGAGGAAGGAAGGAAAAGGUUACAUGCGUUUUUUUGUUUUGUGACUAUAGAAAUCUGAAAGGUGAGGCGUGCAUUUGUGUUCAACCACAAUGUGGUGCAACCAAUUGCUGUCAAAAGUCAGUUUCCUGGAAAGAAGUUAACUAAUUAGUAAAAUGGUCCAACUAAAGGAGACGAGAGCCUGAUGCAAAUCCGUGCCUCAUCUGUCAGGUUUUUAUUAGUAGAAACCGAAAACAGUGUCACCCUCUCCUUCCACAUCCAUGCAUCAUUUUGUGCUGAUUUCCCCCCAAUAUACAUUGAGAUUUGAGGUCGCAACAUGACAAAAUGUGAAAACAUCCUGUGUUGUGAAUAUUUUUGCAAAGCACUGCUAGUUUCUUUCCCGUUUGCUUUGCUUCUUUUGCAGCUUCAGCGCCAUGCGCUGCUUCGUUUUUGUGCCGCUCUUCAAAUGAGUCGCUCGGUGACUCCAGCUCUUCAGCCACGCGGUGCGCCCCCACUUUGUCUUCUGAGGUCCCGUCACUGCAGAUUACCUUUAUGUCCGAAGCAUCUUAGCUCCCGCGAUUUGUGUUUGGCCACCACAGAACACUCACCGUUUUGCAGGCAGCAGCCACAGCCCCACCGACUCGCCGUCGGCGUGUCUGUCUCCUACAUCCGUCGCCUGUUGGUCCGGUGCCAGAUUCCCACUGUAACAUCCCCCUUCUGCAGCUUCAUUAACUGUGAUGCCAGUAUAUCCCUAUUUUAUGGCCAGGGUCCCCACGCCACUAAAACUCUUUUGGACUAGGAUAUUAAAUAACGUGCAAACUUUGACACUGCUAGAAGGGGAGGAAAGAAGCUGAAUUAAUAAAGGGAACCGUCGCUGUUUGAGUACAUAACAUUUCUAGACCUAUUUUAACUUUACCUCAGCUAACACUUUCUUAAUGUAAAUUGAAGCAUUAUUUUUAUCUUUAUUGAAUAUGACAUUCUACAGUGGGUUUUUAGAUGAUUUUCUUUGGGUUCUAUCUUGAUUUAUGUAUUCCACCAUGUAUUAUUACCUGUUACAAAUAAACUCUCCCCAAAUGAUU
This is a messenger RNA of Fundulus heteroclitus (mummichog), 4857 nucleotides long. It is a transcript of the gene dab1a, whose product is annotated as DAB adaptor protein 1a. Lineage: Eukaryota; Metazoa; Chordata; Actinopteri; Cyprinodontiformes; Fundulidae. The transcript has 17 exons. The record is from RefSeq and is a predicted model, not a curated record. Gene Ontology annotation, biological process: lateral motor column neuron migration; ventral spinal cord development. The coding region runs from base 514 to 2364 and encodes 616 amino acids.